Molecule: messenger RNA, 355 nt
Organism: Cynoglossus semilaevis (tongue sole)
Lineage: Eukaryota; Metazoa; Chordata; Actinopteri; Pleuronectiformes; Cynoglossidae
Product: UAP56-interacting factor-like
Exons: 3
Coding region: 34-330 (98 amino acids)
Biological process (GO): mRNA export from nucleus
Cellular component (GO): nuclear speck
Molecular function (GO): mRNA binding
Source: RefSeq, a predicted model, not a curated record
ACUUCAUAUUAGCAAAUCAGCUAAAAUUGUAGGAUGAAAUUAGAUGAGCAGAAAGGUAAACGUUUAGCUGUUUCUUUUCACACAGUGCUUUGCCGAGUCUUACUUUCACCAUUUCUGCCGGACAUUUGCAGACCCCUGCCUCCUGUGCAGCAGACGAGAAGAGACGCACGUCAGGCUACGUUCCUGUUUCGCAGGGGUCUAAAGGUACAAGCACAGCUGCAGAAAACCAAUCCUCCCGUCAGAACUCGCCAAUGGCGCACAUCAACAGCGGGCAGCGGAAUCUUGACCGUUUCAAUCGACAACCCCACAGCUAGGACUCAGCCAGAGUGAGUGUCUGUCUCCCUCCCUCUGGCCA